AUGUCCAAUAAGCAAGGAUUCGUUCGAAGUCUCUUUGAUUCAAACGUUAAUCCCGUUAAUCAAAAGGCUCGUAAUAUACCUAUACUAAAUAUCAUGGAUAAGUAUAGUAGAGCUUUUCAUCUUUCAUGGCUAGGAUUCUUUGUUGCAUUUUUGUCCUGGUUUGCUUUUCCUCCUCUUCUUCAUGGGGCUAUUCAAGAAGAUCUGCAACUUACUAAAGCGCAAAUAGCAAAUUCAAAUAUUGUCGGACUAGUGGCAACGUUACUUGUUCGUGCUAUUGUUGGUCCUUUGUGUGAUAGAUAUGGUCCUCGUCUCGUUAUGGUUGGGUGUCUUCUUAGUGGUGCCAUGGCAACUGCUUGCACACCAUUGAUUAGUAAUACCACAGAACUUAAUAUAAUUCGAUUCUUCGUUGGUAUUUUGGGAGGCACUUUUGUUCCAUGUCAAGUUUGGACAAGCCAAUUCUUUGACAAGAAUAUUGUUGGAUUAGCUAACGCGUUGGCUGCAGGAUGGGGUAACGCAGGAGGCGGUGCCGCCUUCUUUUUAAUGCCUGCCAUUGUAUCCCUGCUUAUGAGCAAGUAUGGUUUCAGUCAAUAUUGGGCAUGGCGCAUGGCUUUCCCAAUGUGUCCACUUGUAUUUAUUGUCUGUACUGCAAUUUUGACGCUUAUUUUUGGAGAUGAUACACCAAAUGGAUCAUGGAGCAGUCGACAUAAACAUCAAAUUGCUGAAACAAACGAUCAAUUUGAGAAUGCAUCAAUGAUAGCCUCAUCUUCUCCGUCAAUGGAAAAAACCAUUGACCUCUCUCUCGAUCAUGAACUUCCGUUAGCAACUAAAGAAUCUGAAAGAAAGAAAGAUUUCAGAGAUGUGAAAUUUUUCGAGAUUGAAGAUGAAGUUCCUCAAGCUCCAUCGGCUGCAGAUAUAUUAAAAAUUGCACUUUCAUCGCAAACUCUAUUGGUGUCACUUCCCUAUCUGUGUUCAUUUGGUUCUGAACUCGCUGUCGAAGGUGUUAUUUCAGAUUUUUACAUACAAACUGCAAAAAUAUCAAAUAACGUAGUUUGGAACGAACAGACUGCCGGAAAAUGGGCUGCUGUCUUUGGUCUAUUGAAUUUAAUUACAAGACCUUUAGGUGGAUAUAUAUCAGAUUUACUUUAUCAAAGUAAGGGACUCAAUGCCAAGAAAUGGUGGUUAAUCUUUCUUGGAGUUAUGCAAGGUAUCUUCUUUAUCUUAAUUGGUUUUAUGAAUCUAAAUAUUUAUCAUUUAAUUGGAAUGAUGACUGGUUUGGCAAUAUUCAUGGAAGCAGCUAACGGAGCUAUUUUCUCUUUGGUACCUUCUAUUCAUCCAAAAUUUAAUGGCGUUGUUUCAGGUUUUGCAGGAGCAGCUGGAAACAUGGGCGGUGUUUUAUUUGGCUUAGCUUUCCGAUUUCAGGGAACUGAUUAUCAGACAGCUCUGUGGAUCAUUGGAGUUAGUUGCCUAGGUGCAAAUCUUGGUGUCACUUGGAUUUCAGUGCGAUAA
This is a messenger RNA of Rotaria socialis, 1506 nucleotides long. NCBI's taxonomy places the organism in Eukaryota, Metazoa, Rotifera, Eurotatoria, Philodinida, Philodinidae. The record is from the annotation of a GenBank genome assembly.